Topomyia yanbarensis is the source of this 13260-nucleotide messenger RNA. RefSeq names its product casein kinase II subunit beta. Gene Ontology annotation, molecular function: protein kinase regulator activity. The coding region runs from base 195 to 908 and encodes 237 amino acids. The record is from RefSeq and is a predicted model, not a curated record. Lineage: Eukaryota; Metazoa; Arthropoda; Insecta; Diptera; Culicidae. Gene Ontology annotation, cellular component: cytoplasm; protein kinase CK2 complex. The transcript is spliced from 6 exons.
UCCCAGUCUCUGUCUCGUCGUCUCUCGUACGACGUUGCGUUCACUCGUUCCUUCAUUCCAUCAAAAUUCGGGCAUUCCCGGGCGCACAGUUGUACAGUGUGAACCACGGUUCGAGUUUCGAUUGAUUUUUUUCGUAUUUUUUAUUUCUUCAAGAUUUAAUCAUAAGCGUGGCUAGCCAGGGAAUAAAAAGGAAAAUGAGUAGCUCCGAGGAGGUUUCUUGGAUUUCCUGGUUCUGCGGACUUCGUGGCAAUGAAUUCUUCUGUGAGGUGGACGAGGACUACAUUCAGGAUAAGUUCAAUUUGACCGGACUGAACGAACAAGUGCCGAACUACAGACAGGCACUUGAUAUGAUUUUAGAUCUGGAACCGGAAGAUGAGAUAGACGACAAUCCGAACCAGUCCGAUCUGAUCGAGCAAGCGGCUGAGAUGCUGUACGGUCUUAUCCACGCUAGGUAUAUCCUUACGAAUCGCGGUAUAGCUCAAAUGAUAGAGAAAUAUCAAAGCGGUGACUUCGGCCACUGUCCGCGGGUGUACUGCGAAAGCCAACCGAUGCUUCCAUUAGGUUUAUCUGAUGUGCCUGGUGAGGCCAUGGUGAAAAACUACUGUCCCAAGUGCAUCGACGUCUACACACCAAAGUCCUCGAGACACCAUCACACGGACGGGGCCUACUUUGGCACCGGUUUUCCUCACAUGCUGUUCAUGGUACACCCCGAGUAUCGCCCGAAACGUCCCGCCAACCAGUUUGUGCCGCGCUUAUACGGCUUCAAGAUCCACUCGUUAGCCUAUCAAAUUCAGCUUCAGGCAGCUGCCAACUUUAAAGCGCCAUUGCGAGGGGUAAUGAACAGCAAUCGGGGCCCUUUGGAAAAUGUACUAGUGUCAAAAGCCCCGAAAACCGAAUGCAAAGCUUAAUCGUUUGAAUGAGUUUGCACUGUGCAUUGAGUAUACAUAUUUUUUACAUUGUUACAAAAUUUGGCAUCCGAGGCACAUCGUGUCCUUGUGUGAUUCUGUAUCUGAACAUUUUUUUCCGUUGGUAUAAACAUUGAAAAUAUCUAUACAGCCAGUUGUAUGGAGGUUAUUGUACAUAACCGAAUUGAGCUAAAAACAUUUAUUAUAUUUUAUUUCAAAUUAUAUCAUUGCACUUUUGGUUUUUCACACAACGUCGUUUCGAUACCGGAAAAUCAUAACGGGAUCGUUUGCAUGGGUUACCCGUGGAGAUUGUUCUAGGACGUUCCCAGAAACUACUUACUAUUAUUCUCGAGGAUUUUUUUUUUCUUUAGUCGAAGUCAAUAGCUAUACAUUGUUCUUUAAUUUCUCUAUUACUGGAGCUUUUCCGGACAAAUUCAAAAUGGCCUGAGUUAGAUAGGAUUAAUGUAGUGUAACUAGCAAUAAUUGUGUUAAUGGUGAAAACGCGAAAAUCACGUUAGCUUCAACACAGUGUAAUCGACCGACCGAUCCUGCAAAGUUUCCUUCAUAUUCACCAGAAAUCCCUUACUGAUUUUAGUGCACUGUACAAAAAAACGUGUAAAAUUUUAUUAAGUAGACUCUGGGUACAAAUCCUUGAAUAACUUCCAGGAGUGGCCCAAAGCGUGCACGAUCGUUUGACGUAAUGAGUAUUUGGCUUACAUCUGUUGUUUUUUCAAGUUUGUAUUUGUGAGGCAUGAACCAGCGUUGCUUGACUACCAUGAGAGCAAUCUCGUCAUUUUUUGGAAAUUUUAAUUCUGAACUUGACAAUCAAGUCUUGGUCCACGACAGAGGUUCGAAGUAAAACAAAGUGAUCGAUGAACGGAUCUCACCUUGGCCCGGAAGUUUAUAUUAGGAAAAUAUUUCGAGGAUUCGAAAAACCAAUCGUUGAAAUGUUACUAAUGAAGACAAAACAAUUAAAUGGGAUUGAAUCGAGUUGACUGGUUGACCAAACUUACAAUGAUCUAGUGUGUACUGAAAGUAAACUAAAUUAACAUUUCGAAUCAUAUUUUUUAUGUAUCCGCUCAUCACUUUCAGUUUUUUUUUAUAACUUCAAAAGGAGCGUCAAGCAAAAUCAACCAUCGACCGCAAAUCCUUAAGUUAUCUCAGCCUGCGUUUUAAUGGAAUGUUUGAGCGUUAGGAAGACCUACUAAGUUUGUCGAAACAGAAGAUACAAAAUUCCUCACCUGGUUUCUACUGACAAUACGUGGCCUUUUGUCGAUCAUAUUUGCAGUUUUCCAUCGAUAAUGGAAAUUAUUUUUCUAAUGUUGAUAGCGGUUGUAGCUUCUUUCUUUAUGUCAUGCACAGUUUUUUUUUGUAAAGUGCUAUUACUGUCGACGCGUACAAUUUACUGAAUUUGGUCGUGAUUAGCUCAAUUGAAUUUGAUUGCUUCAUUAUUUUUUAAAGUUUUAUGUUUCUAACGGUUCUUCAAAAGUUCUAGCGAUCACGGUUAAAAAAUUGUUUUUUUUUAAAAUGCCAUUUUUUAAAUCUUGCUUCUAUGAGACCUUAUUUUAACUCAAACAUUUCUUGUUACGUAAACAUCUAGAGCUGGAUCAAUAUUUACUUGCUAUGCAUCACAUAAAUAAGUAAUUGACCUCACAAUAUAACUGAUACUGAUAUCCCUUCGUAUAUUCUAUCCCUAGUAGCGAUUUUGAUUGAUUACCUUCGAGAUUUUCGUGUAGACGGUCGCCUCCAUACUAUCAGAGUAUCCUCAACAACUUCCAAACAAAUCGAUUGUAACACUUUUUUUGACUGGUUUAAAGUAAAAUAAAUAAAGAAAAAUGAUGCCAUCUUACAAGAUUGUUGCUCAUUCUUUCCGAAAAAUCAUUUUUUCAGAAAGAACGAUCAUCAAUGCGAAGGAAAUGUUAUGGUCAAACCCGGUGCUUAAGUUAUGUCUUCGAAUGAAAAAAGCCACGAUCAACCAAUAAGACGAACAAAAACAGUUAAAAUUAUUUAACUGCUAUCGUUGCUUAAUUAACAGUCUUGUGAUUUGCUGUUUAUUUGGCUGCUAUUUCUUCAAAUGGAAAUUAUGAGAUUAUUCGCACUGGCCGCUAUUAUUAUUCUCUCUCCAAAUUCAUCAUGAUCACACAGUAGAUUGAUUUUUUUUAUUUCAACCUUAGAUUCAUUCUCCUCGUUUUUGGGUUAAUAAAAUUGCUAACCCUAUGUGCGGGUUUGGGAAUGAAACUUAGAUGAACUUCCCGCAAGGCAAUCGACUGGAAUGAUUUGGUCGAAUCCGACUUUUAGAAGCUUAUCUGAGCAUGUUUAUCAUCAUAUAUUUAUGUUAUCUGCAUUCGUUUUUCCGUUCUAUAACAACUCAAAGAGCUCCUUUCAUCUAAAAGCCACUCCUAUACGACCCGUCAAUAGUUUCAGUUUCCAAGAAAACCUUUGUGUCGCACCCACACUUCUUACGUUGGUGAUGUUUUUUUCACGAUUAUUUUUUGCACACAUAUGCUGGUCUGAAAUGUAGUCAGUCCAUAAUCUGAUUUUUUCUCGUGUGUCGCACUCUGAUGAUAAACAUCGAACCAACCGCUUCACUGAUUUCGGAAUAUAGCAUCUAACCUUGUUAUACCUGUAGAAUAGCCUUAAAAACUUUCCUCCAUACUGCGUUUUAUCAUGUUGAUAUGAAACGUUUCAUAUUUGUUACAUUUUGUUGGCAUAUAAAUUUGCAUAAUAAAGAUAAAAUAUGACUUCAUUGUGCAGUGUGUCCUCUGGUUGUCCGUUCCGGGAAAGUCAUUGCUGAUAACUCCGGUACGAUUUGCUUUAUUCUCUCUGAUCGUAUCAUACCAUUUUUCUAUUUCUUAAUUUCCGAACAAUUUUCAAAUAUGACAGUUAUCUUCAGUUGACCGCUCUUUGCUUUGUUCGUUGAUAUUCUGCGGCAAUGGUUCGAGCCUACGCACAGGGGAGUAACUGGGGUCAAAUCCUGGCCAAAAUUAUUUGUUGUUGCUAUUGCUUUUAUUAUGCCUUAAUAUGAACAAAAAAUAGACAAUAACAAGCUUUUGGAACAAUUUGGCAUCUAUCCACCUACCAGUGUAGAGGUCAAUUUUCUAAAUCCUUUCGAAUACUAGUAAUUUCGAGGUGAUCUUUGUGAAUACAUUUGUUUUUCCAGUUGCACAAACAGUUGAUUAGUGAAAAAAGGGGAUAAAAAGGGACGCUUGAGCAUAUUUUCAUAGAGAUACAUUUUGAAAAACAUAUUAUUUGACCCUACAGCAUUUCGGUGUACCUCAAAUUACUAAAAAUUUCAAUAUUUUCAAAUCGCUUGGAAUUUGUGGAUCGGACAAGAUCAGAAGAGUUCUUAUGUUUUUCGGAUAGCUGGAAUUUGGUUUUGUAAUACUGCUUCAGCAACUUUGCCGGAUCUUACCGUAUAAUGUAACUUUUUUUUCAUACAAGUUUGAAAUAAAAUGUUUUAAAAACGUAUUUUUUAAAGUUGGAGCAAUGCACAGCAAAGGCUAAAGUUACACAAAUGGUUGUGUUCAACUACGCUUGCAAUAAUAUUGUCUUACUUAAUACAGUCAUCAUCACUAGAAAGCGAUAUUUCUUGAUAUAUAAUCAAAAUUAUUAAAAAACCCCUUAAAAUGUCACCAUUUUACAUCCAUGCAAAAAUUCUUUAACGAUUGGCGUUUGGGCGUUUGUCAGAACAUGUCCGAUUUGAAUUUUUUAUGUGUUUCCACGUCUGCUGGUUAGUUGCUUUGUGCAAAUAGAUACUAUUUGAUGUUAGUAGUUAUUUGAGGCUCUCCUUCCGAAUAAAUGAGCGAAACAACUCUUCCCUUUCGACCUGUGCAUUUGCGUUCUCGGGAAUGAGUUUCCCGGUCAUAGUCGGGUUCUCUCGCGCGCCUGAUUAUCCUUUUGUUCUAUGGAAUACCCUAUAUACGUGGGACAAUCAUGCGUAGAUCGGCAGAACUUGUACAGACUUCACCCUCUGAAGACAGAUGACUUCCGUUUAAUUGCACUAUGUUAAUAAUCAAAUGCAAUUGCAUUUCACCAUCAAACAUCAGAUACUAGUAUUUCGACUAAAACGUAUAAUAGCAUAGGAGUCCCAUAUGAAUUUUUGUUGUAUCAAUACUGAAUCAAAAUGCAUAAAUAAGAUUACCAAGUUUGUUUAGAAAAUAUUACUUUUCCUUUCCCUUUGCUUAUCAUUUUGGUACCAUCCAAGGAGCUCUUGACCUUGUACCCACUGCUCUUCCACCAUCCUCGUGGUUUUCUCCAUUAAUCACUGGCGUCACAUCGUCGCUGUUGUGCUAUCUUAUGACAAGCGCCAUUUUGCACAUUUUGAGAAAAACGAUUUUUAAAGUUUGAGAUUGAAUAUCUUGAAACUUAUAAAUGGUAUAAAGAAUUCAAAGAAGACAAUCGAUGCUUCUAUCUAUUUUGUAUUAAUCUCUCAAAUAUUACGAAGAUCCGUUGACUAAGUUGCAAGUUUUUACUAUAAAUGUAAACAAAAGUCGCACUCACACGUGUCAUAGGUGUGUAUUGAUGACAAAAUUUGUAUGGCGUGCCAUAAUCGUGCAUGGAAAAUUUUCCAUAGAAAAAAAUCAUCAAUUAUUAACUUUUAUUCAUAUCUUUGGUUUCAUUUGGUCAAUAGACAAUCGGUGACAUGCAUUUUGAAGGAAAUGAGUCAGGGAAUCUAGAAAAAAUAGUUAUUUUUGGUUACAGUGUUGCCAAAUAUGCUAUAUUUCCAGUUUAAAACUUAAAUUGCAUUUUUCUUACAAUUAGUGUAUUUUUGUUUGAAAAAUGAUUAUGCCAUUGUGUUCCUCAGAUAGUUUUACACAUAAAAACAUCUUAUACAUCAAGAUAACUUGAGCCAAUACCCAGACACGGUCAUUCGAAGCAAAAAUUAUAAAAUUUCGCAGCACGUUUUUCGCUAUAGCUCAGUAAUCAAGCAGAAUGUCGAAAUUCUGAAAACGCCACUUUGUAGAGAUUUUUUAGACAAGUGAUGUGGCGUAUCUAACUCAGUUUACCCCAAAAUGGCGUUUGUCAUAAGAUAGCACAACAGCGACGACAUGUGAUAUUUGGGUACGGAAAAUGAUUUUCGAAGCAGGCAAUCAAAUGAAAGAAGAUUGCCAGGUAAUUAGUACACUUUCUGCACCAGGUAUCAUAUCGCAUUUGUAGAUACACAAAUUAAGUGUAUCUACUAUACGAUAUGAUGGCCGGAAGGAUAGAUAAGCAACCCAAACUCCCCAAGAUUACCAAGUUUGUUUAGACAAUAUUAAAAAACAAAUACCAAAGCAUGGUUGUCCCAUCCCUAAGGCUCAAUGAAAAUGUAAAUCUUGAGCAGCGUUUUCCUCCGCUUGCUGUUCUUCAAUAUGGGACUCUUAUGUUUUAAUAUGCAGUAUACCGCCGUUCUACGCCAAAUUGUCUCAUGUUGCAAAACUGGCCACUGAAAAAACGCCAUUGAAGAUAAAACUUGUAGUAGCAAUCUGGAUAGAAACGAUGCAGCGAAUAAAGUUUUAUUGUCUAGAAUUACGUUCAUAGCAAAGGUUUCUAAUACAAUCAGUCCAGGGGUGACAUUACGCAUCUCGAAACGAAAGGUUUAUUGUAGGGGAACCCGGGUUACCGAUCAAAAGUCCUAAUUGUUAGUUUGAAACCUCAGCUACAUUUUGGUGUCAUGAAAGGUUUAUUUGCACCACUCAAUGGUAGCACUAGGCGACGAGUUGCAAACUUCUAUGUUUUUCCAUCCUUUUACAAUGUAGGGGUAAUUCGGACCUCCCUACGGGGCAAUUCAGGCCGUCAUUUUUCUCAUGUCAUGUCCGAAUUACCCCCACUGUCCUAAUAGCCCCGGGUACCCUUUUCAAGCUUGUAUGAAAAAGUCGAAUCGAAUUGGUUGCAUAAUGUGGCCCCAGUUUUUCAUUAUUAAAAUCCAAUUAACGUAAGUUUUUACAAAAAAUGUUAAAUGGCGAAAAAUCGGAUAGACACCGGCCGCAUAUUUACGCAUAUCCGUCCUACCACGAUCUAUGCAAACGAUUACUGAUUACUCAUUUGGUUUACAAACGUGUAUGUCGAGAGUUUUCUUGUUACUCGGGAGAUUAAUGGCUUCGUCAAAAUCGGAAAUAGAUGCGUUCGUCAUGUUAUAAGUAUUUGAAAGCAAUAAUAGUGAUGAAGAGAUUUGCAGGAUUGAUCUUACUGUUGUAAUUAUUAUCACCACACCCAUCUCUUUUUUAAUGAAACUUUCGUUUUUGCCCGACAUCAUAACUAAGCGCUACAUAAUUAUUUUUAUUGCAUGCUUUUUAGGCUUUUUGUUAGUGGGACAAUUAUGCGUAUUAACGUAUGCGGAAUGAAAUUUGGACAACGCUUCCAGCUUUAAAUCAAAAAUGCAACCUUGCGCAAGGUACCAUACUAAACGUCAUACUCUAGGCACACUUAUUUUAAACAUCCAGUGUUAAUUUCGAACCACUAGGCGAUACCAUGUGAACAAAAUGGCAGCGAAUGCACAAUCUGGCACCUAGCUAUUAUACCAAAAAAAGUUUUGGCGCAAUGCAGGAUUAUGGCAUACCUUUUGUACAAAAGGCUGAUAUCCCUCCAAAUGUACCACCACUGCGUCUAAAUGAGUAUUUUUGGAAUUGAAUUUUGAAGCAGAGAGUAUAUCGUCGCUGUUGUGCUAUCUUAUGACAAGCGCCAUUUUGCACAUUUCAAGAAAAACGAUUUUUAAAGUUUGAGAUUGAAUAUCUUUGAACUUAUAAAUGGUAUAAAUAAUUCAAAGAAGAUAAAUGAUGCUUCUAUCUAUUCUGCAUUAAUCUCUCAAAUAUUACGAGAAUCGGUUAACUACAUUGCGAGUUUUCUUUAAAAAUGUAAACAAAAGUCGGUCUCACACGUGUCAUAGGUGUGUAUUGAUGACAAAAUUUGUAUGGCGUGUCAUAAUCGUGCAUGGAAAAUUUUUCAUAGAAAAAAAUCGUCAAUUAUUAACUUUUAUUCAUAUCUUUGGCUUCAUAUGGUCUAUAAACAAUCGGUGAGAUGCAUUUUGAAGGAAAUGAGUCAGGGAAUCUAGAAAAAAUAGUUAUUUUUGGUUACAGUGUUGCCAAACAUGCUAUAUUUCCAAUUAAAAACUUAAAUUGCAUUUUUCUCACAGUUCGUGCAUUUUUGUUUCGAAAAUGAUUAUGCCAUUGUGUUUAUCAGAUAGUUUUACAUAUGAAAACAUCUCAUACAUAAAGAUAAUUUGAGCCAACCUCCAGACACAGCCAUUUGAAGCAAAAAAUUAGAAAUUUCUCAGCACGUUUCUCGCUAUAUCUCAAUAACCAAGCAGAAUGUCAAAAUUCUGUAAACGCCACUUUGUAGAGAUUUUUUAGACAAGUAAUGUGGCAUAUCUAACUCAGUUUACCCCAAAAUUGCGUUUGUCAUAAGAUAGCACAACAGCGACGAUAUGCCAUUAAUUUUCGACCUAAAACUAACAAAUAUGAUGAUCAAAAUAAAGAAAGAAAUCAAGAAUAUGCCAACAUCAAUUUUUUCGACUUCUUUGCAAAAAGUUCUUGCAAACUGCCAUAGCUCCUUGAAUGGGCUUAAUUUUUUUUUCUACAAUAAGUUAAUAAGCUGACAAAUGUUUUCAUAUAGAGAGAACAUUUAAUAAAGGGUUUGCCUUUUGCAUUUUGUCCAAAUUUUAUUCCGCAUACGUAAUGCAAUGGGACAAACUGACUUGUUAUUUUUUCACGGAGUCUUCGAACAAACUGUAUGAUUUGAAUGUCUUCUGAAAAUAUACUUAUAGGAAUGUUUGAUGAAAAAAAGUGAAAAUGCUCAAAAAGUGACAUGGGACAAUUAUGCGUAGAGCGGCAGUAUAAGGCUAUCCAAAAAAUGACUGGCAAAUAACACGGCAGCAAUUCAAACAUAAUACAGGCUACGGACCUGACCUGUGGUUUAUCAAUUUAACCCUAUAUAGGGCUAAUAAUGAAUGUUAUAUUAAUAGAAAUGCGGUUCUUACACUUAGUGUAGAAAAUAUUUACAUUUAUUUCGCAAUAGAAACUAUUUUGAAAAAGGUGGAAAUAUAGUUGCCACCGCCCGGUAAAAGCAUUUCACGAAACUCUAUUUCUGAAGGAUAGUAUACUGCCUAUAAUCGCACGUCAGUCCCAUGUUCUACGGGUUUCCGUAUCUACAUGGGACUGGCUUGUGAUUAUAUGCAGUAUAGGAAGAAACCCAAGCGAAAACUAGUCGCCGUCAUGCCCGUUUUUAUAAAAACAUUUUUGUAAUUCCAUAUCAACAUUAGAAUAGGGCUAAUAAGAUUUGUAAACAAACUUUUUUUUUGCUGAUUUCUCUUAAUUUGUUAUAUUUUCAACCCAGAAUACAUUUGAAAUUGAUUCUACCAAGGGUAAAGAUGUUGAUUCAUGUGUAUCUUUCAUGAAAUUCGACUCGACAGCGGAGUAAUGAGCGAAAUAAGUUUGUUUAUAAAAAUCUCAUUAGCCCUUUUGAAGAAUUGAUAUUGAAUUGCUAGUUUUACUAUGUUUAUCUCCACCUCUACGCAGGCCAGUGCGCAGGUCAUUUUAAGAGGGGGGGGGGGUCAAUUUUCUUUGUUUCUUACAAAAGAAGGCUAUAGCAACCCUCACACUUUGAAGAUGUUUUCUCAGGUCUAGAGGGCCUAUUCUUUUGUAUCAAUCAACUCAGCUCAACAAAUUGGGACGAUGUCUGUUAUCGAGAAGGAAUCUUCAACAGACACUUCCGCUCGUGAUAGUGCGGAUUCUUACUGCAGUGAUUUGUAGUAAACUUACCGACUAUACCUAAACCUUUUGUUCUUCCCAGCCUUCAUCCUUGCGCAAUCACCGUCAGGCAUUACUUCAGUAGAGAAUGUGCGCUUGCUCUUUUCAUUUUGUGUUAAAUGUUCGUAGUUUUCCCAUUGCAUGCGUUUCUGAGAUCUGCUGUAAAUAUUGAUACCUGUCGAGACACGAAACGAACCCGCGGAUGAGUCCCAUAUGUUAUUUACGAAGCAGCUGAAGGCUUCUAAUAUGAUGUCUGCAGUGUAACAUAGUUAUUUGUAUGCCACCAGGAUUCAUUGUACGGUAAAAGAACAAAUUAAAAUAAUAUAUUUAUUGUAUCCCAUAACAUUGAUUCUGAAUAGAAAUCUUCGGUUAUUUGUUCCGCCAUCAGAAACGAGAUGAUCGCGUGGGUUCGUAAGGUCAUAGUACAUAGUAUUUUAUUCUCAUUCUCUCUGGUACCCACUCGAUAUCCCUUUUCGCAAAUCUUAGUUGACGAGGGAAAAGAUUUUCAAAUUUAAUUCUUUUGAGUGGUUUAAUAGCGCGGAUAAGGGGUAAUUUGUUUGUCAACGAAAAUAUUCUCCGGGUGGGGGAUUUAUGGUUCAAUUGGUCCUGCAUGUAGCUGCACAAAUUGAUCCACGUAGAUGAAUCUUAAUAAUCGGCUUCUCUCCCGGUUAUGAGAUACAAUCUCCGGAUAUCUGACAAGUGGACUUGCUGAAACUGACUGAAAUCACAAUUGUUUCUGUUCAAAAAUUGCGGCAUGAAAUUAGCGGAAACCAAUCACGAACGAGCUUCGAUCAGAUGAAUUAAAAUCGGUUUUUUCAUAUGUGUAUGCUACCUUCCACCCUUUUGUAAAUGAAAAUGAUGGCCGUGUACAGCUUACAAAUAUUUCCUUCUCGGUAGUGUACUGCCAUCUGUUCGUCCCAAACAGCCAAAUACGAAUAAUAAUAGGAACAAUUCUGCAACGGAUCUAUAUUUAAAUCUUUUCAUCAUUAAAGUGUUCGGGUGGUGCACCAUAUUGACGGCCCUGGCCGAGAUGAGCUGAAAAUUUCUACCAUUUUCGAGUAGUUCUCGAAAGAUUUUUUGAAACACAGUUUUUUUCUUUAUUAAUGCAUGGAGACUUGACCAAGCGCGAGGUUCAACAAUUAUCAAUAACGUGUUCUAUUUGGUUCUUAUUUUUUUUAAAUAUUUUUAUACUUGUUUCGAUCCCGUCAGGUAAUUUUGAAAGUUUGGAGUGAAAAAUACUUUCUUCAUAGAAAAUAUUCCGUAAUUCAUGAAUUUGCGUUAAAAGGUGUAAUUUUUUAUCAAAUUUUGUAUGGAGAUAUCAUCUAGAGUAAGGAUUUUUUCAUAGAUCUCAUAUACCAUGUUAAUCCUUAUGAUGUAGUAAAAUGAUUCUACAUUAAUCGGAAUAAUGGAGUAGUUAUUUAUAAAAGUAGCACGUCACUGAACGUCAGAACUAAUGUUGGGAAGACUUGACCAAGUGCCAAUAUAUGGCAGAAAGAUACAAAAUUUCUGAUAUUUACUAUUCUGUGGUACCUACUGUGAAUGUUAAUCACGUCACAAAAAUCCCAACUUAAACACCAGUUUAUUUUUUUGUAGUACUAGUCAACAAAGUUAGCAGUUAUAUGGCUGAUUUCGUGACAUGUGAACAUGCAAUGUAACCAAUACAGUUAAUCCCAAAAAGAAAAUGGAUUUAAAAAAUCCAAAUACAUAAAAUUACUCGUUUUAUAUUUUUACUGGUACUAAGGAUCUCGAUCUCGAGAUUACAGCAUGUUUUCAGGCCAUUAAGUUUUUGAUCUGAUAUUUCAAAAUUCUCUCGAUCAAGUCUCCCCGUGGUCUGGAGACUUGACCAGAAAAAACUUUUAUAACUUUUGAAUAAAGUAAAUUGACAAUUCUGCAAAAAAUCAUGUAUACGCCCAAUACUUUUGGACAUUACAUUUCAAGGAAUAGAAAACUUGAAUUUGAAGGAUAGAAAACUUUUUUCAGAAAGUCAUUCUGUCAAGUAUAAUGGAAGUUAUUGACGUUUAAAAACUAACACGACCGUCACAGCCUAUUUUUUUUGAAAUGGGACUCCUAGAGCAAAUUUGGACCAUAUUAACACGUGCCCAAAACGAUUAUAUAAGAGUUACAUGUAUUUUUUCAUACGUUUUAUUUGAAAAUGCAAAAUGAUCGCAAUUUUUUAAACUUGCUGGAGCUCAAAAUGGUGCAAGAUUUCAAACGGAUUGUUUUCGGAAUCUCUAAAAAUGAGAUUUUAAAAAUACUGCAUUAUAAAAAUGCUCAGAUUUCGGGUUUUUCUUUGCAAAAAAAUUGUUUUUAUUUUCUAUCAUUCAUAUUUUUUUCUCAUGGUGUGCGCGAACUUUACCAAAUUUUAAAAUUUUUCGAUCGCAUUGAAAAAAGUUAUAAAUGAAUGGAAAAAUACGUGUAAUUCCAAUAUAAAACUUCAGUCGCUUUCCGGCACGUGGUCCAAUUUCGCUAAAAUUUGUAUAUAAGAGUUACAUGUAUUUUUUCAUACGUUUUAUUUGAAAAUGCAAAAUGAUCGCAAUUUUUUAAACUUGCUGGAGCUCAAAAUGGUGCAAGAUUUCAAACGGAUUGUUUUCGGAAUCUCUAAAAAUGAGAUUUUAAAAAUACUGCAUUAUAAAAAUGCUCAGAUUUCGGGUUUUUCUUUGCAAAAAAAUUGUUUUUAUUUUCUAUCAUUCAUAUUUUUUUCUCAUGGUGUGCGCGAACUUUACCAAAUUUUAAAAUUUUUCGAUCGCAUUGAAAAAAGUUAUAAAUGAAUGGAAAAAUACGUGUAAUUCCAAUAUAAAACUUCAGUCGCUUUCCGGCACGUGGUCCAAUUUCGCUAAAAUUUGUUCCAUUUUUUUGGAUGUCUUGAUUCAUCUUUGACCGGCGAUGGACAAAAUUCCAACAUCGCAAAAAUAACUACCACCCUACUCUGCAUGACCCUUUUCUGCGAUGCCUAAAACAGCGCAGAAUCGUGUUGCUUUAGAAAAGGCAGUACACGUUUUCGGGUACUCGGUCACACAAAUUGACCGUCACUGAAUAUGUUACUUUAUAAGCCACGGGUGCAGAUAGCCCGCCACACCAGCUAUUUCCUAGCGACCUGCGACAGUUUCUUAUCCAUUUUGCAUAGCGCGAAAAAAAUUGAUGCGUGGUUCAGCUUGCUUGAACACACCUACAAAAUGUGAUACGCAUAUUUGUUCCAUGUGUGUAGGGAAUCCAUAGCACAUGAGUCAGUUAUUCAUGUAGCGGCAGUUAAUGAGUUGUAAUGAUUAAUGUUCAUAGGGUCUUGAUCUUCCCGGAAAGCCAUUUUCAGGCUAGUCUGGGCUAGUUUAGCCUUCAGCUUUCUGACAAUUGAAAAUAAUGAAACCUUGUUUCGAUGAUAGAAGCCGGCUUAAUCUGCACUACUACUGCACUUAUUAAUUUCUAUCCUUGUAGUUGGUGGUAUCGAUGUCUUAGUCAUGCGAAAGAGGAGCUUAUAAAUUAAAACGGAGAACAUUGCACUUCAGCUCCGAUCUUUGUAGGUUUAUGGAGUGGGAUCAAAAUCAUCCAGUAUUCCAAGGAGGAUAGCAUCCAUAGAUUGACAUAAUAUUUAUAUUUGAAACAAUCAUCAGAUUGUUUGAUUGAUAGUCCACUCAAAA